AUGGCUCACAAUUUAAGGUCCAAGGACAAGGGCACGAAGGACGGUGAGGAGGAGGAGACGUUGGAUCCUGUGCGGGCCACCCAGAUCCGGAUCAUGUUAGAAGCAGCUGAAGAUGAGAGGAGAAUAAGACGUGAAGCAGCUAAAAGGGAGGAACAACGCGCAGAAAGGGAGGAGCAACGCGCAGAUGAGGAUAGAAGGCUACGGAGGGAAGCUGACAUACAAUUAAAAAUUAAUAAUCGUAAUAGUCAACAGGAAGACCGGGUUAACAUGGGCAACAGAUUUGGCCCCAUGUUAGGAAGAUGCCCAACUGACCCUCGGGAGAUCUCCGCAUAUUUUCAACGGAUUGAAGGCAUAUUUGAAAGUUAUAGAAUCAGUGAUGAGGCCAAGGCUGAACUGUUGUUAUCCAGAUUGGAGCCGAAGAUGAAAACUAUAUUGAAUGAACUUCGGACCGAAGAUUAUACAAAUUAUGAAGCUAUAAAGCAGCAAAUCAUUCGCUCUUGCCGAUUUUGUCCGAAGAAGCUCCGGGAUGCAUUCUUUUCAACCUAUAAGGCAAAGGAGGAAACAUACCCAGCAUUUGUUGCACAAUUGUAUCGCCAUCUCAAAUUCUAUUUCCAGAGUCGGAAAAUUGAAACCCUUGAACAAGCCAUGUCCUUGUGGGUUGUGGACCGUUUAAAGGAGAUAAUACCAAAAAAUUUGGUAGAGUACAUACUGGCUCAGGAGGGUGACGAGUGGUUACCACAUGAUAAAGUAGCAAACCUGUUGGAGACUUAUGAAGCGAAUAUGAAUAUGAGGGGAUCGACCAACUCUAUUUCUAGUUUCCGAACACAGUCUGGUCAUGCUCAUUUAGGAAGUGACAGUAAAGG
Helobdella robusta is the source of this 863-nucleotide messenger RNA. RefSeq lists its product as hypothetical. The transcript has a single exon. The annotation marks the transcript as partial. The record is from RefSeq and is a predicted model, not a curated record. NCBI's taxonomy places the organism in Eukaryota, Metazoa, Annelida, Clitellata, Rhynchobdellida, Glossiphoniidae.